Coniophora puteana RWD-64-598 SS2 is the source of this 3555-nucleotide messenger RNA. Its product is annotated as P-loop containing nucleoside triphosphate hydrolase protein. Gene Ontology annotation, molecular function: ribosome binding; GTPase activity; GTP binding. The transcript is spliced from 12 exons. Gene Ontology annotation, cellular component: cytosol; ribonucleoprotein complex. Gene Ontology annotation, biological process: cytosolic ribosome assembly. The record is from RefSeq and is a predicted model, not a curated record. Bases 1 to 3372 code for a protein of 1123 amino acids. Lineage: Eukaryota; Fungi; Basidiomycota; Agaricomycetes; Boletales; Coniophoraceae.
AUGUCGCUGAACAACGCAACAGAGGCCCCAGAUCCAGAAAAUGUCCGCAUCAUAACAACACUCGGACACGUCGACCAUGGCAAGACAACGCUUAUGGACACUCUGCUCGCUGCCAACAACAUCAUCUCCUCUCGCAUGGCUGGCAAGUUGCGCUACUUGGACAGCAGAGAGGAUGAACAGGAGCGCGGCAUCACGAUGGAGAGCAGUGCGGUGUCGCUUAAAUUUCAUGUAGGCGAGCGUAACCCUGCCGAAGGAAGAUCUCCAAAGACAUACAUCAUCAAUAUGAUCGACACACCCGGUCACGUCGACUUUUCUAGUGAGGUUUCCACCUCCUCUCGUCUCUGUGAUGGCGCACUUGUCCUUGUCGACGUCGUCGAGGGCGUCUGUACGCAGACCAUCACAGUCCUCCGCCAGGCAUGGCAAGACAAUCUCCGCCCUAUCCUUAUUCUCAACAAAUCCGAUCGUCUUAUCACCGAGCUCAAGCUCGCUCCUAUAGAGGCCUACCACCACCUUUCCCGCCUCAUCGAGCAGGUCAACGCCGUCAUGGGCUCCUUCUUCGCCGGCGAGCGCAUGGCCGACGAUCAGCGCUGGCAUGAGGAGCGCGAGCGCCGUCUCGCAGCCAAAAAGGAUGCGCUCGCCGACGCAGGUGAGGCCGCGGCUGACGCUAACCUGGGCGGCUCGGAGAGCGCAGACGACGCGUUCCAGGAAAAGGACGACGAGGACAUCUACUUUGCCCCCGAGCGCGGCAACGUCGUGUUUGCGUCUGCUCUCGAUGGCUGGGGCUUCCGCGUCGGCAAGUUCGCGCAGCUCUACUCGGCCAAGCUCGGUUUCAAGGAGGCGACGCUUCGCCGUGUGCUGUGGGGAGAUUUUUAUCUGGAUCCGAAGACGAAGCGUGUUGUUAGCUAUAAGCAUCUUAGAGGACGCGCACUCAAGCCGCUUUUCGUGCAAUUUGUGCUCGAGAAUUUGUGGGCUGUGUAUGAUGCCGUGAUUAUGAACCCAAAUCCGGACAAAGUAUCUAAAAUCGUCUCCACCCUCAACCUCAAAAUCUUGCCCCGCGAUCUGCGUUCCAAAGACGGGCGCUCGCUCCUCUCCCUCAUCCUCUCGCAGUGGCUCUCCCUCUCGACGUGCAUCAUCCAGGCCGCGAUCGACGUCGUGCCAUCCCCGCCUGCCGCACAGGCCGUGCGCGUGCCCAAGAUGCUCCACCCGGACUCGUACGAGUUGUCGAUCAAGCCGAGGAACAAGCUCGAGGCGGACCUGUACGCGUCGAAUUCGGCGCCGGAGGCGGCGGUCGUCGCGUAUGUGAGCCGGAUGUUUGUUGUGGAGGCGAAGGAUCUGCCGGAGAAUAAGAAGAAGCCGCUUACGGCGGAGGAGCUGCGCGCUAAGGGACGGCAGGCGCGCGAAGCGGCGGCGGCGGCGGCGGCUGAGGAGGCGCCUGUGCUUGCAGCUGAAGCGUCUGAUGCGCCGCCGGCUGAGGCCACCACCGGUGCUGCUACAGAGACAGAGAACGGCGCGAGCGCUGAGACCGCGACGAAUGAAGAUACGGACGGCGCAGCAGCAGCGACACCCGACGGCCUUCUCCAAGCCUCCGACAUCCUCAUUGGCUUCGCGCGCCUCUACUCGGGCACGCUCGAGGUAGGCGCGACGGUGCACUGCUGCCUGCCCAAGUACAACGCCGCGCUGCCGCGCGACCACCCGGCGAACGUGGAGCACAUCACGCGCGCGACGGUCGAGGGGCUGUACACGAUGAUGGGCAAGGAGCUCAUCCCUGUGCAGCGCGUGCGCGCGGGGAACACGUUUGCGGUCAAGGGGCUUAUGGGCAAGGUGUGGAGGAAUGCGACGCUGUGUGCGCCUGGUGCGGCGGGGGUGGGUGCCACGGGAGGGGAAGAGGCGGAGGAUUAUUUGAUUAAUUUGGGUGGGGCUAAUCGGCUGGCUUCGUCGAUCGUGAGGAUCGCGGUUGAGCCGGUGGUUCCGGCGGAUAUGUCCAAGCUUGUGGCGGGGUUGAAGUUACUUGCGCAGGCGGAUCCUUGUCUGGAGACGUUCCAGCAGCAGACUGGAGAGCAUGUCAUUGUCGGUGCCGGAGAACUGCAUCUCGAGCGCUGCCUCCGAGAUCUGAGAGAUCGCUUCGCUCGCGUCGAAAUCCAGGCGUCCAAGCCUAUCGUGCCGUUCCGAGAAACUGCGGUGAAAGCACCAGAUAUGGCACCUCCAAAGACACCCGGCGCACCUCGCGGUACCAUCCGCGGCGCCGCCUCCCAGAACCUGGUUUCGUUUACCAUCCGCGCUGCGCCACUGCCACAAGUCAUACUUGAUUUCAUCCUGCAAAAUCUGACGACACUCAGGCAGCUCCAGCAGCAGAGCAAGUCGGACGGAAAGCCUGACGGCGAAACGGAACAUGAGCCCGACGUUGAUGCUCCUUCAGUAGAAGCUGCCGAAGUGAAAGCCCAGGGACUUGCGGGGGAUGUGCUGUUCACGCCCAGCGUGAAACCGGCCCAGUUCUGGUCCGCUCUGGAGGAGAAAUGCAAGGCAGCAGGGGGCGAAUGGAGUGACGUCGCCAAGCGAAUCUGGGCAUUCGGUCCUCAGGGUGCAGGGGGCUGCAUCCUCGUCGACGCACGCAAAGAGGGCGCGCCGUUAUCGAAUAGUUUGCAGACGCGGUUGCAGCGGGGCAAGAACUCGGGCCCGACUUCGAACGGUGCUGACUCCCAGGACGCGGCUUCGAGUUCGAGCAGUUUCGACUUUAGCAACCAUAUCGAGACGGGCUUCCAGCUCGCCACGUUCCAGGGUCCCUUGUGCGCCGAGCCCGUCGAGGGCAUGGCUUAUUUCGUCGAGAGCGUCGUCGAGGACGACGAAGGUGUGCAAAAAGAAAUCCUUCAAAAUAGACUAAGCCAGGUGACGGGCUCCGUCAUCUCGGCCGUGAGAGAUGCGUGCCGGAAUGGGCUGCUGGACUGGUCCCCGAGGCUGAUGCUCGCGAUGUACUCGUGCGAUAUCCAGGCGUCGACGGACGUGCUUGGGAAAGUGUACAGUGUCGUUGCGAAGCGGCGGGGCCGGAUCGUGGCGGAGGAGAUCAAGGAGGGGACAUCGUUCUUCACCGUGUCGGCACUGCUGCCUGUCGUGGAGUCUUUCGGAUUUGCGCUGGAUAUCCGGAAGCGAACGUCGGGCGCUGCGAGUCCGCAACUGAUCUUUAGCGGAUACGAGAUGUUGGAUCAGGAUCCGUUCUGGGUUCCGACGACGGAGGAGGAGCUGGAGGAUCAUGGGGAGAAGGCGGACCGGUCGAACGUGGCCAAGGCGUACAUGGAUGGUGUGCGGGAGCGCAAGGGGAUGUUUGUCGACCGCAAGAUUGUCGAGUUUGCGGAGAAGCAGAGGACGCUGAAGCGGUGAUAAUAUUAAUCAUAAUCACUUAGAAUUUGUAAAUGGCAGCUGUAGCGGAGCGGAUUUUUUUUCUGUUGUGGACGGAAAGUGAUGAGGUGUGGAUUAUGUAAUAUGUCUGUGAGUGCGGAGAGUUUCCUGUUUCUGUUCCCUCCUUCCUUGCUGGGUCCCUGGCCUUGUUCUCCUCCUCCCCCU